AUGGAAGACGAUUCUGAUGAGUUUGAAUCUUCUAAAUCUGAUGAUUAUCAUGACUUUGGAGGAUUUGAACCUUCUGAUAGUGUGUUACAUGAGAAUUCUACUAACAAAGUCCAAUAUAAUGUGGCAUUCUUUAACAACUUAUCACCCAGGGGCAUUGGGUCCCAAGGAGCAACUGAAAGAAUCAAACUCCUAAAGAAACAACACAAGCUUUCCUUACUAAUCCUCCAAGAACCUAUGGCUGGAGCAGACAAGAUAUACAGAUUCAAAAGGGCACUUGACUUCCCUUUUGCAUUUUCUAAUUGUUCAAAUAAAAUUUGGGUUCUAUGGAAUCCAGACUUCACCAUUGACAUUCUUGAGGACAAAGACCAACAAGUUCUACUGAAACUACUUCACUUGAACAAUCCGAACCCUUUUUACAUCACUGUUGUCUAUGGAAAGUGUGAUGAAGCUCUUAGAAUGGAACUGUGGGAUGACCUAAGAAACACUGCUGAAAGAAUCCAAGGCCCCUGGGGGCUGAUUGUGGUCUGCAGGAUGCAGGAUUCUUUGGUUCUAAUUGUUGCACCUCAUUUUUACCAAAGGGAUCCUCCUAAAACCAUUUGGGAGAGGCUCGAUAGGCUGGUUUACAACUCUGAAUGGUUUGAUACGUUUGGCUCAACUUUGGUUACCCAUCUGUCUAGGACAGGAUCUGAUCAUGCCCUCCUUCUUAUUCAUGCUGGCACUGAGGAGAUGAAUUUUAUCAAGUAUUUCAAGUUUUUAAAUAUCUGGACUGAACAUGAAGAUUAUUUAUCUAUUGUCAAAGAGGCUUGGGAGAUCAAUGCAACUGGGAAUCCCCUUCAGGCCCUCCAUCAGAAGAUUAAAAAUGUUUGCUCCAGGUUAAGUGCGUGGUCGAGGAUAGCAUUUGGGGACAUCUAUGAAGAGCCCAAGAGACUUGAAAUCUUGAUUAGAAGUUUAGAGGAGGCCAUGAUCUUGGAUACCUCUUCUGAAAGUAGAAUGCAACUUGCUAGGGCCAGAGCUGAACUUUCCAGGUUUCUGAUUCUCCAAGACUCUAUACUAAGGCAAAAGGCAAGAGUUAGGUGGCUUUCUGAAGGAGAUACCAACUCGGCUUUCUUUCAUGGGAUAAUCAAAGGGAGGAGGAAGAGGUUAAACAUCCAAAAGAUUAGAGAUGAAGAUGAUAAUCUAUUUGAAGGAACUGCUGCUAUUGCAGAAGCAGCAGUGGUUUUUUUUCAGAAGCUCUUCUCACCUGAACCAACCACUGAUGAACCCACCUCUUUGAAUGUUAUCCAAAGUGUAGUUUCUGAUGAAGAUAAUAGAUUUUUGAAUGUCAUUCCCUCCAGAGAAGAGAUUAAGGAGAUUGUUUUCUAA
Molecule: messenger RNA, 1362 nt
Organism: Lycium barbarum (goji berry)
Lineage: Eukaryota; Viridiplantae; Streptophyta; Magnoliopsida; Solanales; Solanaceae
Exons: 4
Coding region: 1-1362 (453 amino acids)
Source: RefSeq, a predicted model, not a curated record